AUGGCGGAGAUGGAUCUAACACCAAAGUCAGCAGUAGCAGCGUUCGAGGGAGACGGUGGAGGAUAUUACGUAUGGUCAUUUCCUGCGCUCGGUGAGGCCAACGUUGGUGCCGGCAAAUUUGUGUUGAAGCCUAGUGGCUUUGCUCUUCCUCAUUAUGCAGAUUCUGCCAAAUUGGGCUAUGUUCUUCAAGGUGAGGAUGGAGUAGUUGGAAUGGUACUCCCCAACACUUCAGAGGAGGUAGUGUUGAAGCUUAAGAAAGGAGACGUGAUUCCGGUACCACUUGGAGCAGUCUCAUGGUGGUUCAACAAUGGCGACGUCUCAGCCGACGACCUUGUUAUCGUUUUCUUGGGCGAAACUACAAAGGCAUACACGCCUGGUGUAUUUACCUAUUUCUUUAUUGCAGGAACUCGAAGUCUUCUAGGAGGUUUUUCAACUGACUUCAUUAGCAAGUCAUUCAACAUUACCAAUGAUGAAGCUGAUGAGGUCACCAAAAACCAGAAAGGAGUUUCGCUCGUUAAGCUAGAAGACGGAAAGACCAUGCCUACCAACGCCCUUCUCACCCGAAAACUUGUUCAUCAACUCAAUGUCUGUGCCACUUUAACUGAGAAGGAAUUUCCUUUCCUUAACCAAGCUGGUUUAAGUGCCAACCUCAUUAAACUUGAACCCCUUGCAAUUUCCUCCCCCAUGUACACAACCGAUUCCACCGUUCAAGUGAUCUAUGUCGUUGGAGGAGGCGGUCGAGUCCAAAUCGCGAGUCUCAAUGGUCAGAGUGUGUUGGAUGCAGAAGUAACUGCGGGUCAGUUGAUCGUCGUGCCCAGGUUUUUGAUGGUGGCAAAACUUGCCGGAGAAAAAGGAAUGGAAUGUUUCACUGUCAUUACAAGUUCCCGGGCUGUUCUGGAAGACUUAGCUGGCAAGACAUCAGUGUUGAAGGCAUUAUCGCCUGAGGUGCUACAAAUAUCCCUCAAUAUAAGCCCAGAGUUGCAGACACUUCUCCAGUCCAAGAGUAACUAAAGCUGAUGCUGCAGCAUGGAAGUCUCCCA
Messenger RNA from Argentina anserina (silverweed cinquefoil), 1040 nucleotides. Its product is annotated as legumin B-like. NCBI's taxonomy places the organism in Eukaryota, Viridiplantae, Streptophyta, Magnoliopsida, Rosales, Rosaceae. The record is from RefSeq and is a predicted model, not a curated record. The transcript is spliced from 3 exons. Bases 1 to 1011 code for a protein of 336 amino acids. Gene Ontology annotation, molecular function: nutrient reservoir activity.